Messenger RNA from Cuscuta europaea, 2694 nucleotides. The record is from the annotation of a GenBank genome assembly. Lineage: Eukaryota; Viridiplantae; Streptophyta; Magnoliopsida; Solanales; Convolvulaceae.
ACAGUUGCAACUUGCAAUAAAUAUCUUUUCUUAUAUCCUGUCUCUUAAUUCAUUCACUUAUUCAAAAAAAAUCAUCCACGAUAAUCCAUUCAAAAAAUGUUUCAACACAAACCGUAUUAGAGAAAUCUCCAGGAAACUUCCUUCCGCACCCAUUCUUCCCACCCUUUCAAAGUCGAACUGUCCAAGAUAUCUGGGUUUCACCGCUUUCACUGGGAGUUAAAGAUUUGCGCUUUCCUACAAUUCUUCUCUGAAGUUGUUUAUUUGAAGAAUUUGUUUCACAUAACGAGGUCAGAAAUCGAUCUUGACAUCUUGUUUACGGUUACUUUUUUCUGCAAAUGAGGUGAAGCAUGAAUCGCCACCAAGAGAAAUUUGUAAGGUUUCAGGAUUGGAGUUCAGACAGUAGUUUCAAAGGAGAACUUCCCACUAGAGCCAGAGGUCCCAAUGGAAAAGUCCGAAUAGCAUUGCACUCAGUUUCGGAUAGCUUCCACAGAUCCCUAGAAAGUGGUUUUGAGAGGAUCAAAAGUGUGAAAGAUUCUCUUAAAUCUUGUUCGUUUAACCGUGCUCUUAGAGGAGACUUAGGAUAUAAAAACAAGAUUUUCGAUCCGCAAGGUCCCUUUCUUCAGCGAUGGAAUAAAAUAUUUGUACUGUCAUGUGUUGUUGCGAUCUCAUUGGAUCCUCUGUUUUUCUACAUUCCAGUGGUUGACAAUGACAAGAAAUGUCUUGAUGUGGACAAAAAAUUAGAGUUUACUGCUAGCGCUUUGCGUUCAUGUACUGACAUCUUUUACAUCCUUCAUAUUAUCUUACAAUUUCGGACGAGCUUCAUUGCCCCUCCUUCGCGUGUAUUUGGAAGAGGCGUUUUAGUUGAAGAUGCCAGGGAAAUUGCAAAGAGAUAUUUGUCCUCUCAUUUCUUUAUUGACAUCCUUGCAGUUCUUCCCUUGCCCCAAAUUGUGAUUCUAAUAGUAAUUCCUAAAAUGAGAGGCGCUAAAUCUUUGAAUACAAAGAAUUUGCUGAAGUUUGUGGUGUUCAUCCAAUAUAUUCCAAGGAUCUAUCGAGUUUAUCCAUUAUAUAAAGAAGUCACAAGAACUUCAGGCAUACUUACUGAAACAGCAUGGGCUGGGGCUGCAUUUAAUCUUUUCCUUUACAUGCUUGCUAGUCAUGCACUUGGAGCUUUUUGGUAUCUUUUCUCUAUAGAACGUCAAACCACUUGUUGGCAAAGAGCUUGUGGGAAUUCAUCCAGCUGUCAUCAUGCCUCCUUGUACUGCGGGGAUGAUCAUACAGCUUUUCUAACACGUCUAAACGACUCUUGCCCUACAGACAAAGAAGACCCUUCAAAAUUUGAUUUUGGCAUAUUCCUUGAUGCUCUCCAGUCUGGUGUUGUAGAAUCAAGAGACUUCCCUCAGAAAUUUUUUUAUUGCUUCUGGUGGGGCCUGCAAAACCUAAGUUCACUUGGUCAGAACCUCAAGACAAGCACCUUUAUUUGGGAAAUUUGUUUUGCUGUUUUCAUAUCCAUUGCUGGGUUGGUGCUAUUUUCCUUUCUCAUUGGAAACAUGCAGACAUUUCUGCAGUCAACCACAGUGAGGCUGGAGGAAAUGAGAGUCAAAAGGCGAGAUGCGGAGCAGUGGAUGGCUCAUCGUUUGCUCCCUGAGAAUCUUAGACAGCGGAUAAGGCGGUAUGAACAAUACAAAUGGCAGGAAACUAGGGGUGUUGAUGAAGAAAAUUUGAUCCGUAACCUUCCUAAAGAUCUCAGAAGAGACAUAAAGCGCCACCUUUGUUUGGCUUUGCUUAUGAGAGUGCCAAUGUUUGAAAAAAUGGAUGAUCAACUCUUGGAUGCAAUGUGUGAUCGCCUAAAGCCAGUGCUGUACACUGAGAAAAGCUUUAUUGUACGGGAAGGCGAUCCGGUUGAUGAGAUGCUCUUUGUAAUACGGGGCAAGUUGUUCUCAGUAACCACUAAUGGAGGCAGGACAGGGUUCUUUAACUCAGGUUACCUGAAGGCAGGUGACUUUUGCGGAGAAGAACUCCUGACGUGGGCUCUUGAUCCACACCCAUCUUCUAACCUCCCCAUUUCAACCAGAACCGUUCAAGCUCUUGCAGAAGUUGAAGCAUUCGCUCUAAUGGCGGAUGAUCUGAAGUUUGUAGCAUCUCAGUUCAGGCGACUUCACAGUAAGCAGAUUCGUCACACUUUCAGGUUCUACUCACAGCAAUGGAGAACUUGGGCUGCCUGUUUCAUACAAGCAGCGUGGCGACGCUACUGCCGGAAGAAACUGGAAGAGUCUUUGCGUCAGGAAGAAGACAGGUUGCAAGAUGCUUUAGCAAAGGGUAGCAUCAAUUCGCCUAGUUUAGGGGCUACCAUCUAUGCGUCUCGGUUUGCCGCCAAUGCUCUUCGCCUAUUACGUCGCAAUAGUACAAAGAAAGCAAGGAUGCCUGAGAGAAUAUCGCCGAUGCUGCUUCAGAAGCCGGCUGAGCCAGAUUUCACUGCUGAAGAUAAGUAGAUGUCCAAUAUAAGUUAAAUAUUUGUUGUGCAUGGUAAUGAUUGUCAUCUAUCAUGUUUGAUGUACAUAAGAUGCUGAUUUCUAUUCUAUAUCAAAUCCGCAUUUGUUUUACUUUUCAUCAAUUAAACAGACUCGUCGAUGUUUGAUAGGUGUCGAGAGAAAUCAUUUCACUCGCAAUCUAAGCAUUUUGCACAACAUGUUUUCU